Lolium rigidum is the source of this 1689-nucleotide messenger RNA. Its product is annotated as NAC domain-containing protein 87-like. Gene Ontology annotation, molecular function: DNA binding. NCBI's taxonomy places the organism in Eukaryota, Viridiplantae, Streptophyta, Magnoliopsida, Poales, Poaceae. Gene Ontology annotation, biological process: regulation of DNA-templated transcription. The transcript is spliced from 3 exons. Bases 63 to 1160 code for a protein of 365 amino acids. The record is from RefSeq and is a predicted model, not a curated record.
CUAGCUAGUUUGCGGCGGCGGCGGUGGUGCCCGGCUUCGUGUGCUGCAGCUAGCUUGCGGAGAUGUCUGAGGUGUCGGUGAUAAACCAGGCGGAGGUGGAGGACGCGGCGGCGGCGCUGGACCUUCCCCCGGGGUUCCGGUUCCACCCCACCGACGAGGAGAUCAUCUCGCACUACCUCACCCCCAAGGCGCUCGACCACCGCUUCUGCUCCGGCGUCAUCGGCGAGGUCGACCUCAACAAGUGCGAGCCCUGGCACCUCCCAGGCAGGGCCAAGAUGGGGGAGAAGGAGUGGUACUUCUUCUGCCACAAGGAUCGCAAGUACCCGACGGGGACGAGAACCAACCGCGCCACCGAGAGCGGCUACUGGAAGGCCACCGGCAAGGACAAGGAGAUCUUCCGCGGCACCGGCCGCGGCGCCCUCGUCGGCAUGAAGAAGACGCUCGUCUUCUACCGGGGGCGCGCGCCCCGCGGCACCAAGACCGGAUGGGUCAUGCACGAGUUCCGGCUCGAGGGCAGGCUCCCGCACCCGCUCCCGCGCUCCGCAAAGGACGAGUGGGCGGUGUCCAAGGUGUUCAACAAGGAGCUCACGGCCGCGGCGACCACGUCCGGGUCCGGGGCAAUGGCGGCCGCGGGGGAGGCGGGCAUCGAGCGGGCCGGCUCGUUCGGCUUCAUCAGCGACUUCCUCGACCCCUCCGGCGAGCUGCCGCCGCUCGUGGACCCUUCCUUGGGCGUGGACCUCGACGAAGUGGUCGACUUCAAGGGCCCCGUGUCCGCCUACGACGGCGCCGCCCAUUCCGGGCCCGGCAUGGGCUACCAGCUCCAGGUCAAGACGGAGGCGCCCGUGCAGCCGCAGCACUACCAGUACCACCAGUACCAGCAGCAGCAGCAGGAGGCGCAGAUGGCGAUGUACUCGAGCCCGUACUUCUCACUGCCGGCAGCGAGCUCUGGCGACCAGUCGCCGGCGAUCCGGCGCUACUGCAAGGCGGAGCAGGUGUCGGGGCAGACGUCGGCGCUGAGCCCGUCCCGCGACACGGGGCUGAGCACGGACCCGAACGCGGAGAUCUCGUCGGCGGUGUCGCAGCAGCACCAGGAGUUCCUUGACCAGCUGGACGCCGACGAGUACCCCGCCCUCAACCUCGCCGACAUCUGGAAGUACUGAAAGCCGGCCGGAGCCGCCGCGCGCACCUACCGAUUCGCCCGGUUCCUGCGCGCGCCCCGCUGAUUGAUUAAUUACUGUUAAUUUGAUUAUAUUUAACCUGCGUGUGAUGCUGGUGCUAGUGGUGGUUUGCUGAUGCAUCAUCGAUCAUCAGAUCAGACCAGAUCAUCCUCAUCUUCUUGUUUCCCGGAGGAUUCUGGGGCCGGAUCAGGUUAGCAUCCGUCCAGACCUCCAGGGAUUAGCUAGGCCUGCUUAAUUUGUGUUGAUUAAUUAAUUUGCUACUACUAGUCCUAGGUUCAUAGCAUCUUGAUCGAUCCGUGUACAUACUACAUACCACUAGUACCAGUACUCUGAUUGCGUUUAGUAGAGUAGAUUAGGUGGUCUGCAACCUGAAAUGACUUUGGGGAUCCAUUCAUGGAUUUGAUUAAUUUGGGAUGAGCCAGCCUAGCGCUGGUUUUGUGUAUGUACAUGUACCGCCAUUAAUUUCCUGAGCUUGACAUCUCAUUAUGUGAAUUGAUUGAUGCUUUGUCUA